Messenger RNA from Geosmithia morbida, 1533 nucleotides. Its product is annotated as S-adenosylmethionine decarboxylase. The record is from RefSeq and is a predicted model, not a curated record. Gene Ontology annotation, biological process: spermine biosynthetic process; spermidine biosynthetic process. Gene Ontology annotation, molecular function: adenosylmethionine decarboxylase activity. The coding region runs from base 1 to 1533 and encodes 510 amino acids. Gene Ontology annotation, cellular component: cytosol. The transcript is spliced from 2 exons. Lineage: Eukaryota; Fungi; Ascomycota; Sordariomycetes; Hypocreales; Bionectriaceae.
AUGGUUAGCCGUUCGAUCCCCAAUGGCUAUGGUCUGUCCUUCUCCGAGGUUGCGCCUCAUCUGACCAUCAACCACGAUGUCGCUGCCGAACUUGAUUCUAGCAAUGCCUUUGAAGGCCCUGAGAAGCUCCUCGAGGUUUGGUUCGCCCCAAGCCCUUCGAUCCUCCCUCCCGGAGCUCACGUAGAUGGCCUGAAGAGCGUCUCCGGUGACGUCUGGGUCGAUAUGCUUGACCUGGUCAACUGCAAGAUCCUUUCCGUUCUCAAGUCUGACACCGUCGACGCCUACCUGCUGUCCGAGUCGAGCAUGUUCGUCUUCCCCCACAAGCUCAUUCUCAAGACGUGCGGCACCACCACCCUUCUCCUUGGUCUCCAGCGCAUGCUCCACAUCGCUGCCCUUUACGCCGGCUUCCCCUUCCACAACGCCGACAGCGUCGAGAACAUCCGCUCUGCCGCCACGCCCUACCGCGUCUUCUACAGCCGCAAGAACUUCCUCUUCCCGGACAAGCAGCAUGGCCCCCACCGCAGCUGGAAGCAAGAGGUCAAGUUCCUCGACGACAUGUUUGAGGGCGGCAGCGCCUACAUGGUUGGCAAGAUGAACGGCGACCACUGGUACCUUUACAUCACGUCUCCCAACCAGUCGCUGACCCCCCCUCGCACCCCCGAGUCCGAGCUUGCUACUGGCGAGCAGGUCAAGAUCCCCGCUGGCGUUUCUCCCGUCGCUGCAGCUUCGGCUGGUCAUAGCGAUGAGACGCUCGAGAUCCUCAUGACGGACCUAGACGUAGAGAAUGCCAAGCAGUUCUACCUGGCCAACGCUAGCGAGAAAGCCCGCAACCAGCUUGCCGCCAAGGCCAAGGAAGCUCGUGACCGGGCCCAGGAGAGCCUCGGUAGCCUGGAUGAGGAAAUUGACGUCUUUGGCAUCGGAGAGGAUAUGGGCGGUGCCCAGCACGGAGACCUCGAUGCUACCGAGGCCCUGACCACUGAGGGACAUGCCCUUGGAACCGUUGUCUCCGAGUACUGCGGCCUCUCCGACGUCUAUCCGGCUAGUGUGUAUCCCGACGCCCGCGUUGACGCCUACCUCUUUGGACCCUGCGGAUUCUCCGCCAAUGGCGUUGUGCCUCCUCCUCCCGCUGUGGACGGAGAGUUAUCCAAGAUCAACGGCGGCCAGUACUUUACCGUUCACGUCACUCCCGAGCCCGAAUGUUCCUUUGCCUCGUUUGAGACCAAUGUUCCUGGUGGUCAUGGCGGACGCACCACGGCUGAGGUCAUCGAGCACGUCGUCUCCAUCUUCCGCCCUGGUCGCUUCAGCGUCACCCUCUUCGAGGCCAAGGGCAAGAGCGCCAACCCCUAUGGCAUGGGUGAUGACUUAUCCGACAAGAAGAGCAUCGCUAAUGACCGCCUUGUCGACCCUGUCCAGGGCUACCGUCGUAUUGACCGCAUUGUUCAUGACUUUGAGGACUAUGAUCUCGUCUUUCGCUUCUACGAGCGUCACGGGUGGGCUGGCGAGAAAGGUGCUCGCGUCGGAGAGCUUGAUUAG